AUGGAAAACCUGAAAAAGAAACAACAACUCCCCACCACCCCAACUAGUCUGAGUGCACUCAGAGAAACGGCGACGGCUCAGCCGACGAUCAGCCAUCUUCCAUCAUCCCCCGUUGCUGAUCUACCCACCGAAAACCCUACAUCGCCCUCGUCCGAGAAAAUCCCGCAAGAGGAUGGGGUAGAAAGCGGUCGAGCGAUGGGGGAGAUAGUGCCUCCUCGGUCUCCCCUAUCGGAACCAAACGCCUCCUUUUAUAGCGCCUCCAGCAGCUUCGCAAUACCCGGAGCUUAUAGAAAUGACGAGCAGCCAGCCGCAAUCGACUUCAGGGGCGGCGGCGGCGGCGGCGCAUUCGACGGGCAGCGACGCCGAUUCGGAGACGUCUUCUGCCGCCGCCGCCGCCUUGGAUCCGGACUCGAGCGGCGAGGAAAAAGACGGCGAGAAGGAUUUCAAGAAGAAGAAGAACCGGUGCUCGACUUGUCGCAAGAAGGGUUCGAGUGUCGCUGCGGCGGCCUCUUCUGCGCCGUCCACCGAUACAGCGACAAGCACGACUGCAGCUUCAACUACCGCGAGAUGGGCGCCCAGGAGAUCAGGCGCAACAAUCCCGUGGUGGUGGGCGAGAAGAUCCAGAAGAUCUGAGCCCCGCCACUGGGCGAGUGCCGCCCCCAUCGCCCCCAACGCCGCCGUUGAUUGGACGCCGUUUGUCGUUUGUGGCGGACGCUGUUUGUCGUACGCCUGACGCGAACUGAGGACGUUUCGAAGGGGUUUCGCGGUAGGUCGGACGUGGCGCGACAAAGUGCAAAAAAACACAAAGACUACAAUGAAUUAUUAUACAUAUAGGUUGGACUCGGAGAUCGGUAAGGUUCUACGAGCUGGCGGAACGAGCACAACGCAGUCUGGGUGUCGAGGUUCGACCACCGGACCAAAUUCGUUUUGUGACCCUCUUAAACCUAUUGUGGUCCGUUCACAUUCCGUUCUGGUAGCUUACACAGUACGAAAUUCUUUUUGUGGCUUUCACAUGGUUCACAAUGCGGAAUUCGUUUCGUGGCUCUUUCAAAAUUGAUCUGGCUAGCUUUUAAAUUCAACCAUAACACUAAUAUUCGUCCAAUAAUCUUUUCAAAACCGUUCACAUUUCGGUGUGGCUCUUAGAAUCGAAAUACAACGCAAAAUUCAUUUAGUGGUCGUUUCAAAGGCACUCGUAUGGGUUCUUCACUAAUUUAAGAAAACCACAAUACGGAAUUCGUUUCGUGGCCCUUUCAAAAUUGAUCUGGCUGGCUUUCAAAUUCAACCACAACACUAACUAAUAUUCGUCCAAUAGGCUUUCUAAGACCGUUCACAUUUCGGUGUGGCUCUUAGAAUCGAAGUACAACGUAAAAUUCAUUUAGUGGCUCUUUCAAAGACACUCCUAUGGUAGUCUGGCUCUUAUAGUACGGCAACAACGCCACGGUCGUCACGUGGUCAUUUCAACAACGUUUACAUUUCGUUCUGGAAGCUUACACAGUACAAAAUUCGGUUUUUGGCUCUCACGAGGUUCCUUACUCAUUCAAGAAAACCACAAUACGGAAUUCGUUUCGUGGCCCUCUCAAAACAAGCUCGCAUCGCUGUCUUGGCGCUUAAAAUUCGGAUACAACGCCAAAUCAGUAAUUCAACAACGUUCACAUUUUGUUCUGGAGGAUAUCAGUACGGAAUUCGUUUCUUGGCCCUCUCAAAAAUGAACGAAUUGGCUUGGUCACGUGGUCUUUUCAACAACGUUUAUAUUUUGUUCUGGAAGACACAGUACAAAAUUCGUUUUCUGGCUCUCAGGAGGUUCCUUACUCGUUCAAGAAAGCUAAAAUGCAGAAGAAUUCGUUUUGUCGCUCACUCAAAAAUAUCUGACUAGCUUUUCAAUUCAACCACAACGCGAAAUUCGUUCUGUAGGCUUUUCAAAACUGUUCACAUUUUGGUCUGCAUCUUGGAAUCGAUGUAGAACGCGAAAUUCAUUUGGUGGUCCUUUCAAAGGCACUCUUAUGGUAGUCUGGCUCUUAACUACAAAGUCAAAUGUGGCCACAACGUCAAGUUAGUCACGUGGUUUUUUCAACAACGUUCACAUUUCGUUCUGAGGGCUCAUUGCGACCGGAUUGCGGAUCUGACUGGCUUUCAACUUCAACCACACGUGAAUAUUAAUUGCAUUGGAUCAUCAAAACCGUUCACAUUUUGGUCUAGCUCAUAGAAUCGGAAUACAACGCGAAAUUCAUUUGGUGGCCCUUUCAAAGGCACUCUCAUGGCGUCCAUCCACUAAGACGACCUUAUCUACAAAGUCAAAUGUGUCUUGUUACCUUCUCAAUAACGUUGACAUUUCGGUCUCGUGUAUUUUGUAAGGUGACAAUACAAAAUGCGUUUUGUGUCCAAAAUGCCAAAUUCGUCUCUUCCUGGUCCUUUCAAUCGCAUUCAAAUUCCAUUCUGGUGUAUUUUUGAAGGCUUGCAACACAAAAUUUGCUCUUAGAUAUUCUCGAAAUUCGUUUUGUGGCCCUCUUAAAAAUGUCCACAUUUCUUGAAGGUCGGCCACACUCUGUAAUUCAUCUCCUGGACAUUGAAAACACGCUCUUUUAUAUUCAAACGCAAAAUUCAUUUCGUGGUACUCUUGAAAACGCUAAAAUUGCGGUUUGAUUCGAACUUUGGCCACAACGCAAAAUUCAUUUUGUGGCCCAAACAAUGAUAAAAUGGCUACGAAUGCGAAGUUUGUCACGUGGCCCCUCAAUAAAAAUGUAAAAUUCAUGUGGUGGCAUCACACGGAUUUUGUUUUGUGGUUGGAUCUCGGUGGCCAGAACGCGUUGUGUUUGUUUUUUUCCGCUCGAUAAGCGUUUACGGUUUCUAAGUCCAACACAUACACAAAUGUUCGGUACUUUUAUUUACAAUUGCAACUCAAUUCAUCUUUAAGUUUUAUUUCCAUUUAAUAAAUUCCUAGGUAUAUAUAAUAUAUAUGUCAUUUUUAGCUUCUUUGUUGAUUGUAUAUGUACAUAUGAAACAGGGACGGUGGAAAAUUUGCAGCAUAUUAUUUGGUAAAUUUUUUUUAUUGGUUUCUCAAAAAAAAAAUCGACCGAGUAAUAAAAUAGUUUUCCAUGUAUUAUGUUGCAACUACAGGGUGGUGAGAUCAAAAUUGUCUUUUCAUUCCCGUACCGAUUGCUAUGACUGAAAAUCGGAUCGCGGGGACAUGGAAGCGACUAUUUCACCAUUUACUGUCCACGCACAACGGUUACAGGAUGUCAAACAAUAUUGUUUUCUUAAGUUGUGGGACGUUCUGUAUUCAGUGGUAACGUGUGUACGACCAAAUUUUCGUGAACUCAAAGUUGCUUGUCUCUCCCUUUCUCAGACCAUUGAAAUAAAGAUGAAGAAGGAGAAAAAAGAAUUUGUGUACACAAGGUUGAUUGUCUCUCCUUCUCUCAAGUUGAAGAAGAAAAGACAUUCUUGUACAGGGUCAUUCCGUAUAUUAAACAGAUCCUACGGAGUUCAUCAUUGAAUAUAGAAAAAAACGAAUACGAAAAUUGUAUGGUUCGCUCUGAACCUCAAGAAAAUUGUACCAAAUACAAAAAUUGCCGAAUAGAUGCUGAUUGUCUCCUUACGCUAUUAAAUUGGGGGAAAAAGAUCGACGAUAUAUUUUGUGAACACAAGGUCAAUUGUCUCUCCCUUAUCCAUUUUAGUGAAGAUAAUACGAAAUAUUUUGUGUAUUAAGUGACGAAAAGAAGAGACCAUCAAGAUAAAAAAAAUAAAAAAAUAGAUGCAGCAUAUUUUGUGAAAGGACCGAAAAUAUAUUUUGUCAAUUAUUGUCUUCGAAUUGAAGAGUGAUGGAUAAAAUAUUCUGUUUACACAAUAUUAAUCGCUUUUCUAUUCAACUGAAGAAAAAUAUGCAACAUGUUUUGUGUAUGCAAGGUUGUUUGUUUAAGGAGGAGAGGCUAAAAAUAUUUUGUUUACCUGUUUAGUGUACACAAGGCUGAAAGAGACAGAAGAUUGCUCAUAUCGUUGAUUGAUAUAUUACGCUUACGGUGGGAAGAUACCCAACCUGUGUUAUUUGCGAGGCGAUGCCCCGCUCAUCCCCUCGUCUAUCGUUUUGCCACUGAGGUAGCGACUCCACUAGGCACACAGAACAUGUCUGAACUAAUUGUACAGAUUACUACACUUUAGUAUGUACAGAAUUACAGAUCCCAUCCCACCGCGUGCUAACGCUCCAGAAAUUUUUGUUUAUCCUUGUCUUCGACGAUGAGACCCGACCCGCCCGACCGGUUCCGAUAAACAUUUUUUUGCUACGGUCGGUGAAUCCCAUGGACGUAUAUUAUACUCCCAUGGUGAAUCCGCAAUCCGCAACAAUAACAACGGGAUGCGAGUAUUGAAUUUCCCCUCGGUUCCUUGCGGAAGAGAGAAGAACAUAUUAUGAUCUCUCAGUUCUAGGGUAAAAUACACUAAGGUGACAACACUGGUCCGGGUUCGUGAAUUUUAAUCAAAUUUAUGAGCAGCUUAUAUAUUGAUAUCCGCUGACCAGUUUAUUCCACAAUCGCCAAAAAUAGUAUGGAAGCAUUUAUUGUUGAGACAUUAAAUUUGGUGAUUCACUCCAAUUCGAUAUCUAUAAACUUUUUUCAUGAUCUUACGUCCGUGAUGCGCUCGUUAGGAUCACAUCCAGUACAACUAUUACUAACAAAUUCGAAUUUAUCAGUUAGAAUCGUAAUCAUUGAUCGUGGAUUCGAUACAAGCGUUCUGGAUUAUGGAUCGUUUAAUUGUUCCGAGUCGCACGCCAACUGCAUUACAAUAGAUUCUCUUCGCAAGUGGCGCACCUGCCAGUCAAAUUACGAAGUAUUGCUCCGACAUCGUUCGACACUAUCGCCGUCACAAUGUAAGAUUUCGAACUAUGCUACGCCAUCUAGUUGUGAGAUUUUUUUGGACCUCGUUUUGCCCCAUAAGGUUGGACAUCUUCCCAGCGUAAGCAUAAUAUAUCAAUCAACGCUCAUACCCUUAGAAUAUCAUCAAAGACAAGAGACACAAUAUUUUGUGUACACAAGACUGUUUGUGUCUCUUUUCACCUGUCCAACUGAAAAAAAAAGAGGGAGAGAGAAAAAAGGGAGACUAGAAGAUUUUGUGUUCAUGGUCGUCUUGACAGAAAAAAUUUCGUUGUACACUUGUUGAUGAUAAAGAGGACAUUCGUAGCGCCUUGCGGCUUCUGCAAUUCUAAUCCAAUACCAAUGUGGAUUUGUUAUAUUAUAUUUGGUUUUUUGAGAGUUAUUUGUGAAGGGAACUGAUUUGUUUGCUUCCUGUUUUUGUUCUUUGGCCAGGGAUGAACAAAAACGGGGAUUUUUUUUAUAUACAGUGUAUAGAUGUAUUUGCAACAUCAUAACAGGUAGUUAUUACGUUUUAUAAAUUAACCAUCUGCAAUAUUCUUGUUUGGUUGAUUUUUCUUUGUCCAAGCAGAGUUGGCACCAAAUAUAAAAAUGACCCUGAGAAAACUUCUUUGCACCUAGUUUAAUUAUUAUAAUUGUUUGUUUCAUAACCUUCCUGGAAGUUUUCAUUUUGAUUAUCUUUGGCCAAUGACAAAUUUGAAGGAAGCGGGUUACGAUUUUCCUAUGUUCUCGUUAUAUUCCCCAGCAAUUUAUUUCGGAAGUGCAAAAAAUAGAGUUGUGUGGUAUCAAAUAUCCAUUAAGAAAAAAAAGUAUGUAUGUUUCGUUUUGUUUUAUAAAAGGUGUUAUGUA
This is a messenger RNA of Phaedon cochleariae (mustard beetle), 5705 nucleotides long. Lineage: Eukaryota; Metazoa; Arthropoda; Insecta; Coleoptera; Chrysomelidae. The record is from the annotation of a GenBank genome assembly.